UCAUUCCCUGAUGAGAAGCGUAGAGCAGCAACCUUGGUGCCGGUGUGUAGAACCUUGGUGCUGGUGUGUAGAACCUUGGUGACGGUGUGUAGAACCUUGGUGCUAGUAUAUAGAACCUUGGUGGUGGUGUGUAGAACCCUGGGGACCCUAUGUCACAUACAAGCAUGGAUCCAACUAAGAUGGGCGUCGGCCGGUCUAUAGCCGUGCUGACCUCAGGGGGUGAUGCCCAAGGAAUGAACGCGGCUGUGAGGGCCACAGUCAGAGUUGGCCUCUACACUGGAGCCAAGGUCUACUUCGUUCAUGAGGGCUACCAGGGCCUGGUGGACGGAGGAGACAACAUCCGACCGGCAACCUGGGAGAGUGUGUCCAUGAUGCUGCAGCUGGGCGGCACGGUCAUCGGCAGUGCCCGUUGCAUGGACUUCAGAGGCAGGGAGGGCCGCACAAAGGCUGCCCUGAACCUGGUCAAACUGGGCAUCACCAACCUGUGUGUGAUUGGCGGUGACGGCAGUCUGACCGGAGCUAACCAGUUCAGGACGGAGUGGUCCACUUUGCUUAUCGACCUGCUUAAAGCCGGCAAGAUCACUAAGGAGGAGGCCAAGAGGUCGUCCCACCUGAACAUCGUAGGAAUGGUGGGGUCUAUCGACAACGACUUCUGUGGCACGGACAUGACCAUCGGGACCGACUCCGCGCUGCAUCGCAUCAUAGAGGUGGUGGACGCCAUCACCACUACAGCACAGAGCCACCAGCGGACCUUCAUUCUGGAGGUGAUGGGUCGGCACUGCGGUUACCUGGCCCUGGUGACCGCUCUAUCCUGCGGUGCUGACUGGGUGUUCGUCCCAGAGAUGCCCCCGGAAGAGGGAUGGGAGGAGCAUCUGUGCAGAAGACUGGCCAAUCAAAGAGCCAGAGGGUGUCGUCUGAAUGUGAUCAUUGUGGCUGAAGGAGCUAUGAGCAGAGAUGGAAAUGCCAUCAGCUCUGAAGACAUCAAGAAGCUCGUGGAGAAGUCAUUAGGCUUUGACACCCGUACCACUGUCCUGGGUCACGUGCAGAGGGGAGGCACACCUUCAGCCUUCGACAGAAUCCUGGGCAGCAGGAUGGGUGUGGAGGCUGUGAUGGCCCUGCUUGAAGCCACUCCAGAGACCCCGGCGUGUGUGGUCAGUCUGUCUGGGAACCAGGCUGUCAGGCUGCCCUUGAUGGAGUGUGUCCAGGUGACAAAGGAUGUGACUACUGCCAUGGCUGAGAGGAGAUGGGAGGAUGCAAUCAAGCUGAGAGGAAAGAGCUUUGAAAACAACUGGAAUACAUACAAGAUGCUAGCACACAUCAACCCUCCUGAUACCAAGAGCAACAUUAACGUGGCCAUACUCAACGUCGGUGCCCCCUGUGCCGGUAUGAACGCAGCGGUUCGUUCUGCGGUGCGGAUUGGCAUCAUUCAGGGACACAACAUGCUGGCCGUUCAUGAUGGGUUCGAGGGGCUCGCUCAUGGGAACAUUGAGCCAAUUACCUGGACUGGAGUGUCUGGCUGGACUGGGAAGGGCGGCUCUGAGCUGGGUACCAAGAGAGUCCUACCUUCUAAGUACAUUGAGGAAAUUAGCUUGACGAUUGCGAAGUUCAAUAUCCACUCCCUGGUGAUCAUUGGAGGGUUUGAGGCGUAUGUGGGCGGGCUGGAGCUGGUGACGGCCAGGGAGAAGUAUGAGGAGCUCUGCAUCCCCAUGGUGGUCAUCCCUGCCACCGUCUCCAACAAUGUCCCCGGCUCCGACUUCAGCAUCGGUGCUGACACCGCCCUCAACACCAUCACCUCGACCUGUGACCGGAUCAAGCAGUCCGCGGCCGGCACCAAGCGUCGUGUAUUCAUCAUUGAGACCAUGGGGGGCUACUGUGGCUACCUGGCUACCAUGGCCGGUCUGGCUGCGGGGGCGGAUGCUGCUUACAUCUACGAGGACAAGUUCUCCAUCAGAGACCUGGAGACAAAUGUGGAACAUCUUGUGCAGAAGAUGAAGACCGAUGUAAAGAGAGGUUUGAUUCUCAGGAACGAGAACUGCAAUGCCAACUACACCACAGACUUCAUCUUUGCCCUCUACUCUGAGGAGGGCAAGGGUGUCUUCGACUGCCGUAAGAACAUCCUGGGACACAUGCAGCAGGGGGGUACACCAACACCUUUUGACAGGAACUUUGGCACCAAGAUGGGAUCCAAGGCUGUUCUGUGGAUCACAGAGAAACUCAAGGAGGUCUACAGACAUGGUCGUAUCUUCGCUAACACCCCUGACUCGGCCUGUUUGUUAGGGAUGAGGAAGAGAGCUCUGACCUUCCAGCCUCUGGCUGAUUUGAAGGACCAGACUGACUUUGAGCAUCGCAUCCCCAAGACAUCCUGGUGGCUGAAGCUGAGACCCAUCAUGAAGAUCCUGGCCAAGUACAACAUCCCCCUGGACACAUCUGAGCAUGCCCACAUGGAGCACGUGAUCAAGAAGAAGUUGUCUGUGCCCGAGCCACUUAUGAAGUAGGCUUCUCCUUCUUCAUAAGGAGAAAGAACCGGACGAAUUGCGGAAAGAGGAGGUGGCAGGAGAGGAACUGUAGUGUUUUUUUCUGUUGCGCGUACAGUAUGGCUUAAUGUUUCUGGUUUAACGAUUGGUAUUUUAAGUCAUCUGCCGCAGGUAUCUUAGUGGUGAAGUCACCCGACCAGUGACCAAAAGGUUACUAUAUUGAAUCCCAGUGCUGGCAAGUCUGUCCCGGAGCAAAGCAUUUCAUUGUAGUAAUUCCCAGGUGGUCAUUGUGGCAGCUUCCCCCUACCCUCCAACUUGGAGUGGCUGAGUUGAUGCCAAAUCUCGGUUGGACCUUUCUCGAUUGUUCAGAUGUCUUCUUUCUGAUCUGCUUCCUGCUCUGAAAACCAGUUUUGCUCUUUUUAUCCAGGUGCUUCAAGAAAUAAAAGUAUUUUACUAUUUUG
Molecule: messenger RNA, 2935 nt
Organism: Esox lucius (northern pike)
Lineage: Eukaryota; Metazoa; Chordata; Actinopteri; Esociformes; Esocidae
Gene: pfkma
Product: phosphofructokinase, muscle a
Exons: 21
Coding region: 150-2495 (781 amino acids)
Biological process (GO): canonical glycolysis; fructose 6-phosphate metabolic process; fructose 1,6-bisphosphate metabolic process
Cellular component (GO): membrane; 6-phosphofructokinase complex; cytoplasm
Molecular function (GO): AMP binding; fructose-6-phosphate binding; 6-phosphofructokinase activity
Source: RefSeq, a predicted model, not a curated record